This is a messenger RNA of Dracunculus medinensis (Guinea worm), 336 nucleotides long. Lineage: Eukaryota; Metazoa; Nematoda; Chromadorea; Rhabditida; Dracunculidae. The record is from the annotation of a GenBank genome assembly.
AUGCUCGCCGGUGAAAUGGCGCAAAAUUUUUACAAUAUUUCGGUAUAUUUCGGUGUUAACGAUGUCCAACGUAAUCCAAAUUUAUGCGCAGAUGAUCUCAAUAGGGUAUACAGAACUGUAUUAACAACCGAGAAGCCAAUAAAAUGGACUCUCGGAGAAAAUGGUCUUCGGGCUGAGCUCUUCAAAUAUUGUCCAUCAUCGUUCAUAACUCACCUUCAACAAAUGUACUCUCUGGUAUGGCAAAAGGAAAUAAUACCAGAAGACUGGAGUAAUUCUGUUUCCAAGAAAGGUGACACAGGACGUAGUGCGAAAAUCACGAAGGAAUCAGUCUACUAG